Molecule: messenger RNA, 2421 nt
Organism: Peronospora farinosa
Lineage: Eukaryota; Oomycota; Peronosporomycetes; Peronosporales; Peronosporaceae
Source: the annotation of a GenBank genome assembly
AUGCAGACGCCUUCAUCUUCACUGCACGUGAUUUCCAGCCGUUUCUUUCGUCUCGAGUGCAAUCACGAGUACCUCUUCCAGUCCGAGUAUAAGCGGAGCAAUCGAACCAAAGGGUUGAAAAUUCUUCGAUGUUUCCCUCACUGUUGUCCCGAACAUAUUGACCGGAGUUAUUGUGGAUCUUCCUUGAGUAUCGAGAUUCAACUAGCCGAAUGUCCAAGUCAAAGUGUCCCAUCAAAGCCCGCAUUCCGUGAAAUCUUAUCAGUUUUUGCCCGCUUUGAAGCUGUGAGUGAUGGAAGUCUCUGUCCGGGAGAAUGUGUUGACGUAAACAUCAUGGAGCAAGAGGUACAAACUGAGACCCAUUUAGACGGUCAAUGGAUUGCUGGUGUUUUGGUUCGACCAAUGGAUGUAAUGGCUACAAAUCAUGAACCUGUCAAAACUGAUAAUGAUGAUAAUGAUGCUGCUGCGUCACUGGAAGAGCCAAAUUCUUUAGUGUACAAUUUAAAUGGCAAAGCAUUUUCCAAAUGGUAUUACGAUUGGGAAAGUGGUGCGAACAAGGCACAACGACUGAUGAAACAUGUCUUGAAGGCAUAUAUUGUUGAACGAAUUGCAGUGGAGAGAGACAAUCAAGUUCCAACCAUUUCAAAUCAAGAGACUUUGAUGCAAGUAUAUCGAGUAGUGCAUGUGGUCUCGUCACCUGAAUUUACAGUCAUUUCAUAUCGUCGAGCACCAAUGGAUCAAUUGCAACUUGCUCAUGCACAUGCUGCUGUACAAUUGGGCAAGACACAGAUUCCACUACAAGUGAUGAGUAGUUCACAGGAAGGUGUGUCACCUAAUGGACUACGGACUUUUACCAAUGAGAUACAUCAUUGGGGUGUCUACAAGUCAGUACAUAAUACAAACGUUGCUCGGGAGGAUGACGUGGCUGCAUGGAGUAGUAAACUGAACUCGUCUCUACAAAGUGAAUUUUAUGAAGCAGAAGCAAAGCGUCGACGGCGAAUGUACUCGAAUCACCAGGAAUUGAUGCAUCCUCUUGAAGAUAAACUAUGUUGGGAGCAUUUGAAUGCACCUGCCGUCGCCGUGUCCAAGAGUAUGGCGCUACUUCUUGCGUUUGUCCGCUGGGCGCCGCUAAGACUGUACGUGCCGGUAGCUGCAGAGCUCGUGCACUUGCUUGAUCAGAGAAUUUUUGAGCUGGUGCCAGCGAGUGCACAGAAACCUACUAAGCCGAACUGCUUUUCCAGGCUAUUACUUCAAUAUGCUCAGAUAGAGGAAAGCAUACGAGCUACUGGGGAAGGCACGACUCUCAGAACGUUGCUUCGAGUAGCUUCGCAGACUGUGUUAUGGUUAUAUUCUCAAGAGACUUGCCAUUGGAUACGUCACUUUUUCCGACAGAAUGCUACGUCUGUGCUGGAUAAGAUGGCCAUGCGUUCAUGCUUCCUUCACUUUUUGCAUGAGUUAGAGGAACGUUUGAGUGCAGAAGUGAUUGCAGCUACUGCGCUUCGUAGGUUAUCCAAUGUGGCUGAGGAGGUGAUUGCAGCGGUGUAUUCGUGCGAAUUGUUUUACGAUCGACGACCACUUGUACGACAGAUUUUAAGUGGCCAAAGCUUCGCUGGAUGGAAUAUGUUCGUCGCGCAGAUGCGUGAUACAUACAUUGGUGCUACGAGCUUACCAGUAUCGUUGCCACCGCUUUGUCGGAAUGUCACUUUCUCAGCAGCUUUUCCUCCUCGUAAUGUUGUCGAACGUAGGUGGAAUGGUGAGUGGUGUUUGGAUAUGGAUGAUGUGCAAUGGGAUGUCAAUGAAAUAAGGUCUUUUGGGAAUGGAGGCAAAAGCAGUGCUGAUCCCAGGGUACCAGAUGUAUCACUAUUUUCUUUGGUCAAGCUCAUCUCGCAAAUUGUCCGGUUCGAAGUAGCUAUUGAUAUUCGAGAAAGUUCAUUACGCGUUCGUGCAUCGCAAGGCUUGGCAGGGUGCGUUGAUUGCAUGCACCUGGUGCUGGACGGCAAGGAUCGCGUGUAUCGUACCUGUCCAAAUGGUAUUACUUCGUGCGGUGGUGAUGGCACUUGCGGGGACUAUGUUGGUGAAAUGUGUUUCGAGGACACGGGCCAACUAGCUAUCUUUCUUGAGAUCUAUAACUGGUCACUGGAACAGGGCACUCGUUCAUAUCAUGUGCGGGCAAAGAUUGAGUGCCACAACAGUGGCCGGUUGGCUGUCGACGGCGACAUUUUGGAGACUACAGGGUCGAGUACGUUCCCAUCGGAUAAACUGUCAUACGUUGGAGAAAUGUCUUUGCGUGCUAAGCUCGAGACUAUCAAAAUGGCCAGCGCAAGACGGUACGAUGGUGCCGGUGCAUCGAGAGAUACACCUGCUGCUUCUUGGGCAGAGUAUGGCAAAUUUCAUUUAGGCUAUCGAAAGAUGUGUGAAAGGUGA